Hevea brasiliensis (rubber tree) is the source of this 1137-nucleotide messenger RNA. RefSeq lists its product as uncharacterized. Gene Ontology annotation, biological process: protein import into nucleus. The transcript is spliced from 7 exons. Bases 131 to 904 code for a protein of 257 amino acids. Lineage: Eukaryota; Viridiplantae; Streptophyta; Magnoliopsida; Malpighiales; Euphorbiaceae. The record is from RefSeq and is a predicted model, not a curated record. Gene Ontology annotation, cellular component: nucleus.
CUCUUCCUCCCGCCAUCCAGAAGCCGCCACCUGAGCGAGAAACUCUACACGAGUCUCUCUCUCUCCGUUGGAUGCUUGUAUAUAUUUGCGGGUUUUCUUGCUCCUUCGGUUCGAGUGGAGAAAGGUUCGGAUGGAGAACGGUUGCGCGCUUUCAACCCCACCCCCAAAACGAUCGUCUCUGAAAACCCAAUCGCAUUUCAAUACUUACCCUCUUUGGAAAGACAAGUUGAGGGAGAACUGUUACAAAAGGGUGCGCGAGGACAGGAAUCGCUUGCUUUGGAAAAUGAGGUUGCCCACUGCUAAAUCUCUCGGUGACAAGGAUUUUAUCAAAUCUGCUUUCCAAAACAUAGUUUCCGAUGAACUGAAAAAACUUAAACACUCAUCAUCAGAUGACAUUUUGGAAAUCUCAACUUCUAGACUUGAUGCAAGUGAUAUUUUGUGGGAAUAUGAUGGUCUUCACAAUGCUUAUCAAGGUGAAUGUGAGGAGAUAUUGUUGGAGAUGCAAAGGAUCUUCUAUGAGGAUCUGAGGGCAGAACCAACAAGAAAAGAACCUGAAAACCAUAUUGAGGCCUGGGAGGAUGAAGAAGAUGAGUACUUGGCUCGUGCUGUUUAUGAGCACAUGCACUUGAAUGAUAAGCAGGUAUUGAAAGUGUGUCAGGUUCAAAAGGAGACUUGGUGUCCCAUCUGUAAGCAAGGACGGUUGCAAGAGAACCAUCAACUUAUAUAUUGCAGUAUUUGUGAACUUGAACUCUGCAAAGACGAUGAGUUGUGUGUUCAGAAAACUCAAUUUCAUUGUUUCGGGUAUUUUGUUCGUCUAUUUGUGCUGACAAAUAUAAUUUGGCAAUCAGGUGAAUUUGGACAUACUGCAGACGCGAUUGGCAGAAGCCCAUACAGAACAUCUUGAUCAUGGUUGUAGAUUGAGACCCAAGUUUUGUAUCGAGACUAGAUUUGGUUUAACCGCAUUGUACAUCUCCUGUGAGGUUUGCAAAAUGUUUGAGGUUGUAAUGUAGAUUCUUUUUCUUAUAGUACUUGAAGAAGCAGACUUGGUAGAUAAGCAUUAAAUUGUUUGCGUCAGCAAAUUAUUUAUUUUUAUGUUUCUUUCAUCAUCAUUUGAGAGUGAAUUUUAGCACAUCAUUA